Molecule: messenger RNA, 2198 nt
Organism: Setaria italica (foxtail millet)
Lineage: Eukaryota; Viridiplantae; Streptophyta; Magnoliopsida; Poales; Poaceae
Exons: 3
Coding region: 134-1321 (395 amino acids)
Biological process (GO): chloroplast organization; regulation of DNA-templated transcription
Cellular component (GO): chloroplast
Molecular function (GO): double-stranded DNA binding
Source: RefSeq, a predicted model, not a curated record
GAAUCCAACUGGAGGCCCAGCCCAUUACACUCGUUUUCUUGGACUGCGCCGAACCCGACCCACGCGGCCACGCCCAUCACCUACCCCUUCGUCGGCGACGCCGGAUCGCCGCGCCGCCGCAUCCGCCGCCGCCAUGCAGCUCCUCCGGACGCGCCUUCUCCCUCUCCUCCGCGCGACCUCCCGGCUCCCUUCCCCUAUCCACCACCCCGCCUGCCUCCUCUCCACCGCCGCCGCCCCAUUCUCCCUCGAGGACUACCUCGUCGCCGCCUGCGGCCUCGCCCCAGCUCAAGCCCGCAAGACGGCGAAGAAAGCGUUCGAUGAAUCAUCCCAAGUUUACAAGAAGGCAUUCGAGGACCUCGCUUGGUCCCGCCUCAACUCCGCCUCCAACCCCGACGCCAUCCUUGCCCUGCUCUCUGGCGUCGGCCUCUCCCGUGCCGACAUCGCCGCCGUCGUCGCUGCGGACCCGCUGCUCCUCCGCUCCAAGCCCAACAACAUCGGUCCCCGCCUUUUCGCUCUCCGUGACCGCCUCGGUCUGUCCGCUCCUCAGAUCGUUCGCUUCCUCCUGGUCGGCUCACGCUCUCUCCGCAACUGCGACGUUCUUCCCAAGCUCCAGUUCUGGAUCUCGUUCUACGGCUCAUUUGAGCAGGUCCUGGUGGCAGUAAAGAGGAACAACAGCCUCCUAGAGGUGAGCCUUGAGAGGGUGAUCGAGCCUAAGAUAGCGUUGUUUCGUCAGUUUGGUGUUCGAGAUAUUGCCCAGAUGUGUUCAAACAACCCGCGGUUGUUAACGUUCAGCCUGGAGCGCCUGAAGGACUUUUUGCUGCGGGCAGAAGAACUUGGGGUGCCUCGCACUUCCCGUAUGUUCAAGUACGCGGUGUCUUUGGUUGCCAGUAAUUCCAAAGAGAAGGUUGCUGCCAAGCUUGUGUUAUUGAAGAGGAUUCUUGGUGGUUCUGAGUCUGAUGUUUAUACUGCAAUGUCCAAGAUGCCAAGUAUAUUAUCAAUCUCCGAAGAGAAUAUUACCCGCAAGAUUGAGUUUCUUGUCAAUGAGGUUGGGAUGGAGCCUCAGUAUAUUCUUGAAAGAAUUGUUCUGCUUGGAUAUAGCCUGGAAAAGCGUCUGCUCCCACGACAUAGGGUUAUGCAGGCCUUGCAUGCAAAGGGAUUGUUGAAUAGCAAUUUGAACUUAUUUUCAUUGGCUGUAAUUGGAGAGGAGGCUUUCAUAUUGAAGUUCAUUGACUGUCACAAGGACAAAGUUCCUGGUCUUGCAGCUUAUUAUGCCAAAGCUUGUGCUGGUGAUGUGCCCCCUGAAGUCCAACUAUCGUCCUGAAAUAUUUAAUAUUCUUGGUAUCAUUCAGGUGGAUUGUAGAAUUGCAACUCAUGCUCAUUUGUUGUCCAUGAUGCAGACUUUCGAAUUUUUGUUUCAGCAAUAUAACUACUCUAAUUGUCGACUAGUCAUUGUCCAAGUUUUACCUGUGGUUAUCUAUAAAGCAUUGGUUUGAGCUAUUUUAGAGACUUACCGGCUAUAGUCACUUCUUCCUAGCACAUGACUUACAUUAUCCUCAAGAGUUGGAGCUGCCUGUGAGACGCUUGCAUGAUACUCUGUGUGGAAACAACAAACAUUUCAUACUUCUCUGGACUGUUUUGAGUCCAAUGAGCUCAACCUCCGCAAAGAAUAUGAUUGUUCGUUUGGCCUGAAGGGGAUGAGUUACUAAUAGUCGGAUAAACCAUUGGUAAACUGUUAAUGUAUUGGUAUUGCCUUAUCGAACUCAUGACUCAGUUACUGGAACACAACUACACAAAGAGAAACUCAGGCCUCCACCUUUAUGAUUCAAGAGGCGGAGGUGCUAUAUCUGCUUCCGGUGCUGUACUCGAUGAUGCAACCGCUGAUGUUCUUUCAUAACUUCAGAUGCACUUUGGUCUGGUUCUGGAACACUGGACCUUGCAGCAUGUCCAAUGUUUUGGGGGUUGACUGGCAAAUUCGGCAUGAGGAUUGCAAUCUGCUUUCGGCAUUUGGUGUGCUCCGUUCACCUGGAGCAUCAUCUGCCCCGACGAAGGCCAUUGGGGAAGAAGACUGUGGAAGGACCUGGAUAGAUAUUGUAUUUUCUUUGUUUCAGGUUCUCCGUUUAUAAUUUGGGAAUGUAGUGUGCCAACUCAUUAAUCUAAUUUCCUGUUCCCAUAAAAAAUGAUGAUCAAUUUUUCUUGAA